GCGCCACAUCCGGCGGCUGCCCCGUGGUGCAUAAAGCCGACGCCGCUGGGGCCACCACCGCAGUUGGUUUCCAGCAGCAGCUCUGGCCUCUUCUCGGCUGCGGGAGCAGCUUCUCCAAUGCCCCAGAGCGGCCAUGAGCUCCCCGCACUGGUGGGACCAGCUGCGGGCUGGCAGCUCGGAGGUGGACUGGUGCGAGGACAACUACACCAUCGUGCCUGCCAUCGCCGAGUUCUACAACACGAUCAGCAACGUCUUGUUUUUCAUUUUACCGCCCAUCUGCAUGUGCUUGUUUCGUCAAUAUGCAACAUGCUUCAACAGUGGCAUCUACUUAAUAUGGACUCUGUUAGUUGUAGUGGGAAUUGGAUCCGUCUACUUCCAUGCAACCCUUAGUUUCCUGGGUCAGAUGCUUGAUGAACUUGCAAUCCUUUGGGUUCUGAUGUGUGCUCUGGCCAUGUGGUUCCCCAGAAGGUAUCUACCAAAGAUCUUUCGGAAUGACAGGGGCAGGUUCAAGGCGGUGGUCUGCGUCCUGUCUGCAGUUACAACGUGCCUGGCGUUUGUCAAGCCUGCCAUCAACAACAUCUCUCUGAUGACCCUGGGGGUUCCUUGCACGGCGCUGCUCGUUGCUGAGCUAAGGAGGUGUGACAACGUGCGUGUUUUUAAGCUGGGCCUCUUCUCGGGCCUCUGGUGGACCCUCGCCCUCUUCUGCUGGAUCAGUGACCGGGCCUUCUGUGAGCUGCUGUCGUCCUUCCACUUUCCCUACCUGCACUGCGUGUGUUGUCCAUUGAUGUCUUUUAGAGCUGACAGUUGAUCUUGUACCUUGAAUGGAAUAUAAAUGCCAGUUGUAUAUUUUUCCUGAAAGGCAGGUUUUGGGAUAUACGACAGUUAGCUAUGCUCACUGGAUUCUAAGACUUACUACUGAGCCUUCCCUUUUAAUCGAGCCUCACAUGAAUGGGCCCUAAGAAAUAAUGAACUGAAUUCUGCUUUUUGAUAUGCUUCUGCACUUAGAUGGACAAGUCAUAGCAAAUAGCUGUUAAAUAUAUGGUUCUACAGGUUUUGAUGUUUUCAGAUUUUAAAAAAGUGCAUAGCUUAUUUCAUUAAUUGAUGUGAAGUCAAGAAUCCUUUUCUUCCCCCCUGAUAAUUCAGGGAAAUGGAGAUUUGACAUUUAGGAGUUAGGUCACGGCGGUUCCUCAGCAUGGCUAUUAGAUAUUUGUUCUGGUUAGAAUUUGCCUAAGAGAGAUACCCAGCAGGAACUGGAUUUAGAAUAUUAAAAAACAUUAAUUUACCAAGUGAUCACUUAAGUUAAUUAUUCUUGUUUUAUAGUGUUUGAUGAUUUUUAGAAAAUAUUUUCUCCUCUUUAUUAUUAUAAUGUAAAACAAGCACUUCAGUGACUAUAUUGCAGGUGUUUGGGGAUGAGAUAUCUACACCUGUUUGGUAAUAGGCUACCUUUUGGGGGAACUCUGUGCCUGUCCUUCUGAAGAGUGCCUAUAAAACAUGAAUUGUGGAUCAAAGUUGUUCUGUUGGGGGACUAACCUUGAUGGUCAUCAAGCACAGGCUUUGUAAAAAUACCAUCACGUCUUCUAUUUAUUGGAUUUCUCAGGUGUGUAAAAACUUCUUACUAGUUCAUUAUGCUUACCUGAGCUGCUGCCAUACCGAAGGCUCCAAAACUGGGAUGUGAUCCUUCCCCGGCUCUUUAUCCCUCGGGGCUGACAUGGAACCAUCUCUGGGGGACAGGUGAGGGCUGAAGCUUGCCUGGCCAGAGCCCCCCUCAUAGCUCCUUUUCCCCAAAUGAACUUGGAACCUUUAAUAGCCAGCUCUUUGCCUGGGUCCUGCUGACCCAGCUGGUCAAAGAGGAGUCUCGGGCCAGGUUGGGAUUCUCAAUGGAUUUUAUAGACAUCGUUCUCCUACAGAUUUGUUUUUUUUUUUUUAAUGACCCCUACUCUAAGGGACUAAUUGUUUGAAUUGUGUCUUUCCCUAUAUGUUAAACCAGAUUUAAGGCGAUUUUGCAACCACAAUAUGUAAUCGGAGCAAAUAGAGUAUUUUCAGAUAUAUACCUUGUUCUGUACUUCAUAUAGGGUGUGCUGUAUAUAGCUGGUAGGCCCACGGGCUGUGGUAGCAUUUCAUCUCCAUUACUUUGGGAGUAAUUCAAGGCCUUUUGAAAUGGAGCUUUUGCACUUUAUGCUCUUUUUUUGAACUGUGAUAGCUAUGUUUGAUAUUAAACUAUAAGUGGUAUUUUCUGUGAA
Lagenorhynchus albirostris (white-beaked dolphin) is the source of this 2240-nucleotide messenger RNA. It is a transcript of the gene ACER2, whose product is annotated as alkaline ceramidase 2. NCBI's taxonomy places the organism in Eukaryota, Metazoa, Chordata, Mammalia, Artiodactyla, Delphinidae. Gene Ontology annotation, cellular component: membrane. Gene Ontology annotation, biological process: ceramide metabolic process. Gene Ontology annotation, molecular function: nucleic acid binding; hydrolase activity, acting on carbon-nitrogen (but not peptide) bonds, in linear amides. The transcript has 6 exons. The coding region runs from base 134 to 808 and encodes 224 amino acids. The record is from RefSeq and is a predicted model, not a curated record.